ACGGCGCGGUGCCGGGCCGGCCCGACACGUCACUCCGCUCGGGAUAAAGGCGCCGCAGCGAGUCCGCCACCAGCUGCAGCGCAGGGAGAGCUGCAGCAGCACCAACAUCCCGGUCCAAGCACCAUUCAACAGCCCGAGGGGGGCUCGCUCUUCUCCGCAUCAACCCGAGCCGUGAGGGCGGCCGAGCCUCACAAUUGGACGGGUGCUGACUACCUUGGAGAUAAUCCCAGUGCGUUCCGGGGCCAUCCAUCAUGAAGGGUGCGGAAUGGGAAUGGACAAGGCUGACUGCUCUGCUCUUCGUUGCACACACCGCGGCUGCGAUGAUGCGCCCCAAUAUUACUUCAGAACUGGAUGCGAUGCUGGCAACGUUUCUGCAAGAUCGCGAAGAACGCUUGGCAGCUGAAACAAACCUUAAAACUACUGGUAGUUUAGAUUCAAUCAUGUCAAAUUAUACGUAUCCAAAUGUACCCCCGAGGACUUCCAGAAGAGCGAAAAGAUCUAUCACAGAUAGUGAUAGACAAAUAAUCUUGGAUCUGCACAAUAAACUGAGAAGUCAAGUGUCACCAGGUGCAUCUAAUAUGGAAUAUAUGACAUGGGACAUUGAACUGGAAAGGUCUUCAGAAGCUUGGGCUUCACAGUGUCUCUGGGAGCAUGGACCUGGUUAUCUCCUACCUUCUAUAGGGCAGAACCUGGGUGCACACUGGGGCAGAUACCGGCCUCCUACAUUUCAUGUUCAAGCUUGGUAUGAUGAAGUUAGAGAUUAUAUAUAUCCUUAUCCUCAAGAAUGUAACCCUUGGUGUCCUUUUAGAUGUGUUGGUCCUGUGUGUACCCAUUAUACUCAGGUAGUAUGGGCAACAAGUAACAAAGUUGGCUGUGCCAUUAAUUUAUGUAUAAACAUGAACAUCUGGGGUCAGCUGUGGGAACAAGCCAUCUACCUAGUUUGCAAUUACUCCCCUAAGGGAAACUGGUGGGGCCAUGCUCCUUAUAAACAUGGGCCUCCCUGUUCUGCCUGUCCUCCAAGCUAUGGAGGAGGCUGUAGGGAUAAUCUAUGUUACAAAGAUGACAGAACAGAUCACCGCUAUUCUCCUUCAGAACCAGAGGAAGAAACUAAUGAGGUUGAAAGACAGAGAACUAAAACUCAGGAAACACAAUUGAAUACCCGGACACGAACAGAUUCCACGAGAACAGAACACCUUGAUGCAAAUGAGAUUAUAAAUACCCAACAAAUGUCUCAGUUGGUGUCCUGUGAAACCAAACUACGUGACCGAUGCAAGGGAACAACUUGUAAUAGAUAUGAAUGCCCGGCUGGUUGCUUGUAUAGUAAAGGAAAAGUAAUUGGGACUCUGCAUUAUGAAAUGCAAUCAAGCAUUUGUAGAGCUGCAAUGCAUUACGGAAUUCUGGACAAUGAAGGUGGUUGGGUAGAUGUUACCAGACAAGGAAAGAAGCCAUUCUUUAUAAAAUCCAACAGAAAUGGGAUCCAAUCGGUUGGUAAAUAUCGACCUGCCAAUUCAUUUACUGUUUCUGAAGUACCAGUCCGAUCUGCUACCUGCCAGACAAGAGCACAUCAAAUAUGCACAUUCAAAAAGCCAGUUUCACAUUGUCCGAGGAUGUAUUGUCCACCAAACUGUAUGGAGGAAAAUCCACAUCUGGCUCGGGUAAUUGGUACUCGGUUCUACUCUGAUAGAUCCAGUAUUUGCCGAGCAGCAGUACAUGCCGGGGUCAUUCGUAAUUAUGAAGGAGGUUACAUUGAUAUGAUGCCAGUUGAGAAAAAGCAACGUUAUUUUGGCUCGUACCAGAAUGGAAUAUUCUCCGAAAGCCUGAAAAAUCCACCAGGAGCCAAAGCAUUCAGAAUAUUUGCAAUCAUUUGACUCUGGUCAAAAGUAACCACGUUUAAUGCAGGACUUGGAAGAAGCAAAGGAAAGUGUUUCAACUAUUUCCUGUGUGUUUUUUUUUGCUGUGUUAGGAUAUUGGCAGAAACAGUUUUAUCCAUUGCAAAUCAAAACUUUCUGUACCAUGUAUUGAAAAAGAGUAACGCAGAAGGUUAAAAUCACAUAAACAGUAAUUAUAUUAAUAAUGGAACUGCCCCAUAAGCAAAAUAAAUUUACAAUUUAAAAUUGCUGUUGUCUAACAGAAUGCUGCUAACUCAAUGACACAACCAAUAAAUGAACACUAAGGUUCGGAUUGAAAACCAUGAUUAGGUUGAACUAAUCUAGUGCUUUGAGAAUCUGGCAGUUAUUCCUGCAGGCCAGGAAAUAAAUCGCUGAUAAUAUUGUAUUUUUGGUAGAGUGAUCAGCUUGUACAAUCCAUGGGGGAGCAGAGAAAGGCACAUUUUUUUAGGGUGAUAUCUCCCAGCUUAUUUCUCCCAGAAGUAGAAACCAGUGGCUUCUAAGUUUCAGUGUCCAACUAAAACAAGCCUUGAAUAGGUGUCCUAAUAUUUAUUUUGGGCCCUUAAUAAUUUUAUCAUCUGCUGAACAGAGCUUGCCCCUUGCAUGCUCUGUCCAGUUGACUUUGGGUCUUCAGCUGCAUAACUAGUAGCCUUUUUAAUUAGAGUAUUGGAGAUCCCUUACUACAUGCAUACCUGUUGAAUCAAGGGGAUUAGGAGUUUUCUUCUUGUGUUUGCAAAAGUAUUGUGGGUCAUUGAAAGCUCAAGUCUGCCCCUUCAUUCCCCCCUUGCAUUUUACCUGCCUCUCCUUGACGCCUACCUGCAGCUUGUCUCAGUGUCAGAAUCAACUCAUUUUUUGAGCUGCAUUGGAAUGCUUGAUUGAUAUCUGCAGCAGAAGGCCAGAGGCACAGUUUUGAGUGUCCUAGGGGUUGUGUUCAUUUAGUGACACCAUUUCAUACCGGUCUUUAGCACAAUUCCAAUCACUUGCCCAAAAUGGCAAAUUAGAAUGUGUAAGUCGCAAUUUCACACAUGUUUUAAAGUAAUUGAAUAAAUUUCCAAGUAAAAUUAGCAUACUCUAUGGAUAGAUGGGACAUACAACAUAGAUUGUGACGUGCGCCUUUCGAAAAUAAGCUAGCAAAUUUACAUUCCAUUUUUUGAUAUGUGAAACAUAAUAUAAAGUUGAUGUUUGAUUUUAUUAAAAAAACUAUAUUGCUUACAAACCACAAGCUGUUGAAAGUUAUUUAUGUUAUUUUGUUAUCAUGAUAAAAUUGCCUUUUGUACUUGUAACUUUUAAACAUUUUAUGAAAUCUGCCUUUCAAACAAAACUGUCUGCCAUUAUGUAUCUUUACUACCUCAGAUACUAGACUUAUUUUUAGUGUAUGUGCUUACACACAUUUGUUUUAGUAGAAUCUGCAAGUUUAUUUUCUCAUUUUGAAUUAAAGACCCUGUAAACAGUAAAUAUUGCACUGCUGUUGUUUCAUCUGUUUUCCAUAAUUUGUACACGGGAGAGGAUUUUUUUACAUUCCAGAAAGAUCUCUUUUACCAUAUCCAUAUAUUUUUGAAAAAUAAAAUGAAUUAAGGUUUUUAAAUUAUUUUAAACAAGCUAUUUUAGUAAAUCUAUGAAAAAUGCAGCUUAAAAAUACCUUUUUAAACUUCUCUGAUUUUAAAUUAUUUGGCGUGAUCAAAACUGAAAGGAUUAUCUGUGUACCACCUUGUCAUUCUGUAACUGUUGGAGAACAAUUGUGACAUCUUUUUUACAUCAAUACAGAGUGUGAAAGAUUGUAUGAAACAUUCAAAUUUCUGUGUAGAUGCAUCUGAUGUUGGAACCUUUAAAACUAUAUGUCAAUAUGCCUAUUUGUGCUUUUCUAUGGCUUGUAGUAGCUGGUUUGAAAACUGACAACCAGUUGUAUCUGAAUCUUGUACCCAAUUUAUUAACAAUCUUUAUUAAAGUUAUGAAAUUUA
Molecule: messenger RNA, 3844 nt
Organism: Pristis pectinata (smalltooth sawfish)
Lineage: Eukaryota; Metazoa; Chordata; Chondrichthyes; Rhinopristiformes; Pristidae
Product: cysteine-rich secretory protein LCCL domain-containing 1-like
Exons: 15
Coding region: 252-1868 (538 amino acids)
Cellular component (GO): extracellular region
Source: RefSeq, a predicted model, not a curated record